UACAGCUAAAAAGAACACAAACUCUAUUUUUUCUUGCGACAUAUGUACUUUUUUCUUUUUCUUUUCUUUUUUUUUUCAAAAAUCGGCCUCUGUCUCUCCCUCCUGGUUUUUUUUUUUCUUUUUUCCGCCUCAGCAGACGGCAUAUGCACGCCUUCAGCAAGACGACCCACUUUUAGGCUGAAUAGACUAUUCUGCUGCUCCCUCUGUGUCAUCACUGUGUUUACCACGGAGGUCUGAAGCUCAAGCUCAUAUCCCAACUCCCUAGUUUACACCUUAUUUACGAUUCCAGCACACUAGGUGAACAUGUAGAGAUGGAUUUUAUGAAGCUGUUUGGCACUGUUAUCGCCGUUUUGUUCCAGCCUGGCUCCACUUCUAAACUUAAUGGGCAAAGAAUAUGCCGGAGCGGGACACAGCGUCCGUGUUACAAGGCGUCCUACAUCCACGACAGCAGGCGAAGGCUGACCUUUGAGGAUGCCAGACAGGCCUGCAGGUUGGACGGAGGCGAGCUGCUAAGCAUCGAGACGGAAAGUGAGCAGCAACUGAUAGAGAGGUACAUACAAAAGCUGACCAAUAGAGAUGGCGACUUCUGGAUCGGGCUCCGUCGCAACCCGCAACGUUACAGCGUCGGGACGUCAAGCCCAGGUUGCCCCUCGCAGUAUUACUGGCUGGAUGGAAGCAAGGCUAAGUUCAGGAACUGGCACUGGGACGAGCCAUCGUGCGGUAAGGAAAUGUGCGUAGUUUUGUAUCACCAGCCCUCUGAAACACCUGAGGGUCGUUUCCUGUUCCAGUGGAAUGAUGAAAACUGCAGCUCCAAGAACAACUUUGUCUGCAAAUACGCAGAAGAAAAAGUACCAGUAUUUACUGAGGACAGAAACACAGCACAUGCAGUUCCAUCUUUGAUUCCAAGCAUACUGUCAACCACAGAAAGUAAUGAAAGGAUAAAAAUAGCACUACCUGAAUCCUCUGUAUCUUUCUCUGGCAACACCCUCGACAUUUCCUACAUCCUUUAUGCGACUAUCCCUGCGCUACUGUUGCUGUUGUUUGCAGCUGUUGGUUUCUUUUGCUACAAACAGCAUGCUAAGAGGAGGAAGACAGAAACAGAAAGCUAUCCCAGCAGAUCAAAACAGUGGGUGCUAGCAACAGCUUCAUCUUGCCCUGUGCAAGGACCUUAUGCCUACAGUGACAUUACCAAACUGCCUCACACUGCUCUGGACAGCAGGAUAGCAGCAGAAAUCAUGACAAAGUACUCCGGUUCUCCGUCCCAUGACUCCCUGUGCAACGAUUAUGAGAAUGUGUCGUGUGUGGACAAUGAGAGCGGCUUUGUCACCAAUGACAUUUACGAGCCCUGCAGAGCUCAAAGCCGGCGCUGCCGCAGUCAGACUGGAUGGGUGGAAAAUGAGAUCUAUGGAUAACACCGGUGUUUGCAAAUGUCCGUCAACCACAGACAGACUACAGUUACACUGUGCGGUGCAGGAUUUCUAAACAGCUUGGCCAUAUCUGUACAGGUUUCACUCAAUUUUCUAGUCCUGCAUGUAGAAUGUACUGUCUGCAAAUCAGUGUAUUCCAUAAAACAGGGGUUCUUAAUGUUUUGUCCAUGACUUGGUAUUCACGUACACAUGACUUUAUAUUUCUGAUGUUUUAAUAAAAAUGUGUUACAGUCAGA
This is a messenger RNA of Maylandia zebra (zebra mbuna), 1663 nucleotides long. RefSeq names its product layilin b (gene laynb). The record is from RefSeq and is a predicted model, not a curated record. Lineage: Eukaryota; Metazoa; Chordata; Actinopteri; Cichliformes; Cichlidae. Gene Ontology annotation, molecular function: hyaluronic acid binding.